This is a messenger RNA of Sitodiplosis mosellana (orange wheat blossom midge), 1231 nucleotides long. RefSeq lists its product as uncharacterized. Bases 120 to 1139 code for a protein of 339 amino acids. Lineage: Eukaryota; Metazoa; Arthropoda; Insecta; Diptera; Cecidomyiidae. The transcript has 5 exons. The record is from RefSeq and is a predicted model, not a curated record.
UGUUGGCAUUGUCUUACGUGUAUUAGAAUGAGAAAAUAACAUUUGAGUUACUUAACCUAACUUAAAAAAAUUUCUGUAGAUUUUAUUUAUUGAAUUUAUAAAAAAAAAUAAAUAACGCGAUGUCAGAUGUUUUGAAAUUUGGACAGAAUGGAAAAAAUAAAUCGAAAUUUAGUGAAUGGCUUCACUAUCUUACGACAUCACGCGGUAGAUUUUUCUCAUAUAAAGUUAUGGGUGCCGUGUCAAUUGGAAUUCCAACAUUUUUUGCGUCAUACCAAACUUUUUUCAUUGAUUAUUAUUUAAAUUUUGUGCGUGCUUAUAGAAACGGCUUGCCGCUCGAAGUGCCCGAGGAACUGGAGUCUUUAGUUGAUAAAGCAUCAGACCGAGUGAAGUUAACGGUGGUGGAAGCAACUUACUUAAAAGCGUUUAUGAUAUCGGGUUUUGAUAUAAGAACUUACGGAUCAGUACACUCAAGGUAUUCUGGAUGGAUUGGAUUGCCACUAAAUUAUAUGUAUUCGACGUCACAAGACAUUGACCGAAUGAACCUAAAACUUCGAACAGAGCAAAUUGAUUGGAACAGUAAAUACGGUGAAUUGUUGGAAAAAUCAUUGGUUUUAACUGAGGAUGAAAAACUUUUCGGAAUACUACGUUCUGUGUUGGAGCUACGCAACUACAAUCAUAUACACACUACACUUGUACCAGGUGCCACCAUUUUCGCACUAUAUUCAUCCGCAAGAGCCAUUAACGACAGAUACAAUUUAUUUCAAAUCCCAAGAUCUGGACGAAUGCUUGUCUAUACAGUACUUUCGUUCUUUGCAUAUGGAAUUUAUUCAUUUAUCACUGAUACAAUUCGGAUCUCACAAGUGUCCAGCAUCGACAAGGCGUUGGUAGAACUUGGUACAGAUGUAAUUGAAUCCGGAAUUCGUUUUUACGAGAAGCUGCUAAGAAAAAAUAUUGCCAUUCGUGAAUUAAGUGGAAAAGAUUUAUAUUCAGUCAAAGGAAAUGAGUAUCCAGGGCUUCUUCGUUUCAAUGUUUUUCCGUUGACUACGCGAAAACUGUUCCUUCAAACGGCAUUACAAGAAACUAAAAAAAAAGAAACAGAGGAUGCGAAAACUGACUGUGAGGAUAAUAUAUCAUCUUAAUGAGAAAAUAAAGAUAUUGUUCAUUUUAUUUCGUAAAGUAAGAGAUGCGAUAUUAUUGAAUAAAUAUAGAAAAUUAUUAGAACAAUAAAAAA